Molecule: messenger RNA, 1950 nt
Organism: Ziziphus jujuba (common jujube)
Lineage: Eukaryota; Viridiplantae; Streptophyta; Magnoliopsida; Rosales; Rhamnaceae
Exons: 5
Coding region: 622-1677 (351 amino acids)
Biological process (GO): regulation of asymmetric cell division
Source: RefSeq, a predicted model, not a curated record
AAAGGAAAACUGGGUCCCAAGUUUUAUGCUGGAUUAAGGAGUCAAUGAAAUCUUAUCGAAAAUAAAAGUAGAAAUUGGCAAAAGGAGGAAGCAGGACAUGUGAAAGUGUCACUAAAGAAGAAAACGAAUAAAGGAGAUGUGGAAGAUACAUAACAUUGAAGGUUUUGUGUUGGCAAAGUGACAGUUCAGUUUAUAAGCAUCUAAUAUCUGUUUUAUGGAUAUUUAAUGCUUUAAACUGUCCUUUCAUUGCACACUUUUCCAAACAGUCUGCUUAUUGUAACAAGGGUUUAAUGCUACAUAUUUAGUACUUAAAAGAGUCCGAAUUUUUAUCAUUCAGAGUUGCAAAACCUCCAUUUCUAUUUAUAUCUUGCCUUUUAUUGUUCACUGUAUUCUAUAUUAAUUCAGGAGAUCAGGAAACAUUCAAGAACUUGCUUGAGUUUCUUCUAGACUGAAGGAAAGGUGAACUUUGAGGUAGAGCCUUUCAGCCCAGAUUUUUCGUGUUUUCGUAAUAACUAUUGCACUUUUCCGGUUUAAUCAGUGGUUGCUCGCCUAAGUUGCCUUAGAAGAUGGAAAAGCAUCUUGAAGAAAAUUAAUUACGCAUUUUCUUCAGAUUGAGACUACAUGUACAUGCCAGAUGGUGAAUCCAUGUGCUGCCAACCAACUCUAUCCUACAAGCCUGAUUACAAGUCUUUCAAAUUCAAUGACAAAAAUGAGAAUAUGAAAGAACACAAAGCAGACAAAGGACCAAGCACUCCAGAAGACUUGUUUAUUUCUGAGGUGGAGAAUCAAGGCCGUGGAGUAAUACCCUACCCGGUAAGUAACUCUGUAAGAGAUAAUGAAGAUUGGAUAGACAAAAGGGACUGCCAUGGAGAGCAGUAUGUUGGUUCUCCUGGUGACUCAGAGUGGAUUGUUAGAAGAAAAAACUAUAAUACAAGAAAAAGAGCAAUGGCUAUGGAGUUUGAAUUGCCUGAACUGGUUGUUUUCCUUCAAGAGAGCCGCUAUCAUUUUGUUAAGGAUAUAUGCAUUGAUAAGGAAAUGCCUUCUCCUGUCAAAUGCUCUGUAGAGAACUGUGAGUUAGAUCAUAAUAACAUCACUUGCCUACUGAACCCUGAUAGUGAAUGCAUUAAUAGUGGACCAGCAAUCCAAAAUUUGGAAACUUUUUCAUCCAUUUCUAAUGGGUCCAAACCAGAAAGCGAAGUUGAUAAGGACGCAAAAGACGCGAUCUCUGUUGAUCAUUUCACCAAACAGAUUGUACCUGAGUCACUCCUGGUUAGAGAGAUUCAGAAGGCAGUUUUGGCAGGCUCCAUCGUAUCUUCUAAGGCUGAGGAAACUCAGGAGGAAAGGCAGACCAGAAAGGCCUCCAUAGUCACAGAUGAACCUGAAAAUGAAGAUGGGAUAUUAUUGGAAACCCCAACAGGAGGAUUAGGUCAGCUUCAUCAACAAUGUGUUGGAGAAUCAAGUACUUCUUUUGGUGUUGAACCCUUUUCAGGCCCCAUACUAAGCUCUCGUUGCAUUUCUUUUCGGUCAAACAGCAGCACAGCGAGCUCUCGGUCUUUUGCUUUUCCAAUAUUAGCGCCUGAAUGGAAUGGCAGCCCAGUAAGAAUGGUGAAAGCAGACAGGCCAUCAUUAAGAACGCACAGAGGUUGGGGAAUACGGUUCCUCUGCUGUAAAUUCUGAGUGUUUAUAUACUUUCCAUUUUUUGGCUUGUUAAUUCGUAGUCAUUGUAUUUUUGUCUCAUUCUUUUUACUUGUUUUCGUGUGGAAGAUCCAUAGGGUGAUGCUUAUGGUUUAGUGUGUAUCUUUCUUAUGGGCACAAAAAUUUAAAAGAGUUCAAUUUCUUUUGAGAAGUCUAGUCGCACAACCAAAAUAACUGUAUAGUUGUUAACAUCUAGGCUUUUCUAUAAUUACAAUUUUACUAUAAUCUUCAAUUACUAUUACAGACUUUUUUCCC